CACAGAAAAUAAGGCGCAGCAACAAUGACGUAAAAUAGCAUGCGCUGCCUACGGAUACCGGUACGGCCCACGUGCUUUCAUGCCCCUCUUUUUUUUUUCUCCUCCAAGCGCGCGCGGAGGAGGGCGGUGCUCAACGUGGUUUCCGGUUGAGCUUCGCGUCUUGGUAUCUAGGCAACCGGGACGACAACAACAAAAGGCACUCGCGUGGCGCCUGCAAGGAAAGGUUUGUCGCGAUGUUCGGCGCUAUUCCGAUCGGGGUGUCCGGAGAAAGCUAUGGCAGCGAAAGAGGAAGGCAGAGGAGCACUGCAUUAGCUAUGAUAUUUUGAAAAGAGUGAGUCCUUUGGAGGCAGAACUUCUUAAAGAACCUACUAUUCAAUAUAAAGUCAAAUUCAGAUUUGCUGGGUCGGAGUUUCCCCCUUUCAUUGUGUUCAAGAUAUUUUGCAAGUCAGUAGGUCAAAGCAACCAAUAUCUCAGUGGGAAAAGAGUAAUAACAUCAAGGAGUGAGGCAGCUGUUGAUGCUUGCAAAUUAAUGGGCUAUCGGAAAUAUUACAACCAGAUACUGCGUGAUGAACUUCAGCAUAAGAAAUAUGGAAUAAUAGAUGAAAUGGAUGUUGCUACAAUAAGAGACUAUGUCCAAUACGUUAGUUAUGUGGAUGAGACUCCAGCAUAUUUUGGUGGCAGGCAUAACUACUGGAGAAAGCUAAGUCUGGAAAACUUUCCCAGAGCAAUGAUGUUGUAUGAUAUCAUGGACUAUGCACAGUCUGGGAAGCUGUCUGCCCGCCUAAGGAUGGAACUGCCGUUUCUGCUGCUGAAGCCACAGAAUGAAGAAACGUCUCGUGCUCAAGUCCUAGCUGUUUGUCAAAUCAGAUCUCCAGCACCAUGUCUGACAACAGCUAAUCUCUCAACCGCAGAGCGAAUGUUAGCUCGCACAAUUUCUGAACGUCGCUCUUACCGAGCUCGACAGAAGAUUGCAAAAAUGAGGAAGGUUUAUAAAACUAAGAAAGGAGAGGAGCAUAGUUCAUCUUCAAGCGAUCGUUCAAGAAGUGAUCAUUCAUUGGCUGAGAAAGAAAGUCUAUUUUCAGAUGAAGACUGGGAGCAAGAGGCAGUGAGGCUAUAUGACUGGGCCAGGUCACUGCAAGCGGAAGAUCUUGGGGAAGACUAACUUACCAUAAAC
Pogona vitticeps (central bearded dragon) is the source of this 1174-nucleotide messenger RNA. Lineage: Eukaryota; Metazoa; Chordata; Lepidosauria; Squamata; Agamidae. The record is from RefSeq and is a predicted model, not a curated record.